CUCUUCACAUUGAUUCGUUCGUUCCACCGUCCGUCUGUUGAGUUUCCUCGUUUUCUUCGCCAUCAUCGCCCUUCUCUCUGUCUCGCAUUUUGUGUUGUCUACUUUUAUUUCUCUUCUGGUGUUUGUUGUUCAUAAAGUGAGUGAGUCAGGCAGGCCGGUCGGUAUUCAGGAAUAAAGCCCACACUGUUUCUCUCUCUUUUUUUGUUUGUUUGAUUGAUUGAUUCAGUUCAGUUCAGUUCAGGUUACGUUGUUGAAGAAUCAAUCAAGAAUGGCGGAGCGUGUUCUCACUCGCGUCCACAGCCUCCGUGAGCGGAUGGACGCCACCCUCGCCGCCCACCGCAACGAGAUCCUGCUCUUUCUCUCCAGAGUUGAAGCGCACGGGAAGGGAAUCCUCAAGCCCCACCAGCUGGUGGCCGAGUUCGAAGCCAUCUGCCCCGCCGACAAGGAGAAGCUCCAGGACCACGCCUUCCAGGAGGUCCUCAAGAGCACCCAGGAGGCCAUCGUCCUCCCCCCCUGGGUCGCCCUCGCCAUCCGCCUCCGCCCCGGCGUCUGGGAGUACGUCCGCGUCAACGUCAACGCCCUCGUCGUCGAGGAACUCUCCGUCCCGGAGUACCUCCACUUCAAGGAGGACCUCGUCAACGGAACCUCCAAUGGCAACUUCGUCCUGGAGCUCGACUUCGAGCCCUUCACGGCGUCCUUCCCGAAGCCGACCCUCACCAAGUCGAUCGGCAACGGCGUCGAGUUCCUCAACCGCCACCUCUCCGCCAAGAUGUUCCACGACAGGGAGAGCAUGUCCCCCCUGCUCGACUUCCUCCGCCGCCACCACUACAAGGGCAAGACCAUGAUGCUCAACGACAGGAUCCGCAACCUCAACUCCCUCCAGACCGUCCUCAGAAAGGCCGACGAGUACCUCACCACCCUCCCCCCCGAGACCCCCUACGCCGACUUCGAGCACAAGUUCCAGGAGAUCGGCCUCGAGCGCGGCUGGGGCCACUCCGCCGACCGCGUCGCCGAGAUGAUCUCCAUGCUCCUCGACCUCCUCGAGGCCCCCGACUCCUGCACCCUCGAGAAAUUCCUCGGCCGGAUCCCCAUGGUCUUCAAUGUCGUCAUCCUCUCCCCCCACGGCUACUUCGCGCAGGAGAACGUCCUCGGCUAUCCCGACACCGGCGGCCAGGUUGUCUACAUCUUGGAUCAAGUCCCGGCAUUGGAGAAGGAGAUGCUCAAACGCAUCAAGGAGCAAGGACUCGAUAUCAAGCCGCGGAUUCUCAUCGUGACUCGGCUGCUCCCGGAUGCUGUCGGAACCACCUGCGGCCAGCGCCUUGAGAAGGUGUUCGGUACAGAGCACUCCCACAUUCUCCGAGUUCCAUUCAGGACGGAGAAUGGAAUCGUUCGAAAAUGGAUUUCCCGCUUCGAAGUGUGGCCGUACAUGGAGACCUUCACUGAGGAUGUUGCUAAGGAGAUUACCUCAGAGCUGCAGGCGAAGCCCGAUCUGAUCAUCGGGAACUACAGCGAGGGCAACCUCGCCGCCUCUUUGCUAGCUCACAAGCUCGGCGUCACACAGUGUACCAUUGCUCAUGCUCUGGAGAAAACAAAGUAUCCGGAUUCGGAUAUUUACCUGAAGAAUUACGACGAGAAGUAUCACUUUUCCUGCCAGUUUACGGCGGAUCUGUACGCGAUGAACCACACCGACUUCAUCAUCACCAGUACCUUCCAAGAGAUUGCCGGAAACAAGGACACUGUCGGACAAUACGAGAGCCACAUGGCUUUCACAAUGCCGGGAUUGUACCGAGUCGUGCACGGCAUCGAUGUCUUUGAUCCCAAAUUCAACAUCGUCUCUCCCGGGGCUGACAUGAACCUUUACUUCCCGUACACCGAGAAGCAAAAGCGACUCACUGCUCUACACCCCGAAAUCGAGGAGCUUCUCUUCAGCGACGUCGAAAAUGAGGAGCAUCUAUGUGUGCUCAAGGACAGGAACAAGCCAAUCUUGUUCACCAUGGCGAGGCUCGACCGUGUCAAGAACCUGACGGGGCUUGUGGAGCUGUACGCCAAGAACCCAAAGCUGCGGGAGCUGGUGAACCUUGUUGUAGUCGGGGGCGACAGAAGGAAAGAAUCCAAGGACUUGGAAGAGCAGGCGGAGAUGAAGAAGAUGUACGAUCUGAUCGAGACCUACAAGCUGAACGGCCAAUUCAGAUGGAUUUCUUCCCAGAUGAACCGUGUCAGGAAUGGCGAACUUUAUCGCUACAUUGCUGACACAAAGGGCGCGUUCGUGCAGCCUGCUUUCUACGAGGCUUUCGGGCUGACUGUUGUCGAGGCCAUGACUUGUGGUUUACCAACAUUCGCGACGCUGCACGGUGGUCCGGCUGAGAUCAUCGUCAAUGGCAAGUCGGGAUUCCAUAUUGAUCCCUACAAUGGCGAGCAGGUUGCCGAGACACUCGUUGCUUUCUUCGAGAAGUGCAAGAAGGAUCCAUCGUACUGGGAAAGUAUCUCUGAGGGCGGCCUGAAACGAAUCCAGGAGAAGUAUACAUGGCAGAUUUAUUCAGACAGGCUGUUGACCUUGGCCGGAGUCUACGGUUUCUGGAAAUAUGUCUCGAAGCUCGACCGCCUUGAGAUCAGACGCUACCUUGAGAUGUUCUAUGCGCUUAAGUAUCGCAAACUGGCUGAAGCUGUUCCGUUGGCUGUCGAGUAAAAAGACGGGGGCGACGAUGACAAUGAAGACCUGCUGCUGCUGUAAUAAGAAUGGAAGUUUCUGGUGUUGCCAUUGCUGCUGGAAUAUUGAGACUCUCUGUUUUGUUCUCUUUGCCUUUCCCCAAAUUGAGUGUCGUUGUUUUACAUUUCCCCUGUCAGUUUUUUUGGUGUAAUCCUUGACAUUUCUAUUGUGCAAUAACAACAGUCCAUACUAUUUGGUCUCUA
Molecule: messenger RNA, 2910 nt
Organism: Andrographis paniculata
Lineage: Eukaryota; Viridiplantae; Streptophyta; Magnoliopsida; Lamiales; Acanthaceae
Product: sucrose synthase
Exons: 12
Coding region: 269-2686 (805 amino acids)
Biological process (GO): sucrose metabolic process
Molecular function (GO): sucrose synthase activity
Source: RefSeq, a predicted model, not a curated record